Molecule: messenger RNA, 3443 nt
Organism: Pocillopora meandrina
Lineage: Eukaryota; Metazoa; Cnidaria; Anthozoa; Scleractinia; Pocilloporidae
Source: the annotation of a GenBank genome assembly
AUGUAUUAUAAUUUCCAUUUCAAAGACGUCUGCAUCGCAGACCAGUGUCGCAAUUUGGAGUUUGGGCCUGAGAAAGCAUUUGACGGGAAACGCCUCAUAAACCACACAAUUCGCACCGUGGAAAUUACAAAUUCCGGGUUCUGCGAAAACCUGUGUUAUAUGGAGCCCGACUGUGUCAGUAUUAAUCUUUAUACAUGGGGAGAUGGAAAUGGAAACUAUCAAUGUGAACUAAACAAUGCUACUCAUGAAGGACACGAAGAAAAGUUGAUAGACCAAGAGAUGUAUUCUUAUCACGCAGCUGAGGUAAAUGUAACUUUCAAUUUAAGAGUCAGAUUGGUUUAUUUUGUUUUUCUUUUUAAAACUCUGAGUCUCGUGUUCACCUUUAAUUGCGAACUUGAGUUGUUUUUACUCUUUCAAGACAUUAGCGGUAAUAUUUCCUCUGUGCUCUUCACCAAAAUCUCCUCAAAGACAAAGCAUUUAAAGUUAUCGGAAAAAUAUAGAAAUAGAAGGACAACUAUGAUAACAAGGAUAACGAUAACGAUAUUGAUAACCGUAGUGGUCUAGUAGAGGAUGAAAAUGAUUAUAAUGAUGAUAAUGAUAAUGACAAUGACAACGGUUUGUUUAUUCUGUCAGAGCAAUUGUGUCCAAAACCCUUGUAAAAACAAUGCCACUUGUCAAAGCGGAUUUACUAAGAAAGGUUAUCGGUGUCUUUGUACCGCUGGAUUUGAGGGUCCGAUUUGCCAAAGAGGUAAACACAACUUUUAUGUUGAUAUCUUGAGACCUUCAGGUUAACAACAACGAGGAAAACCUUUAGCGCGCUGCUUGUUAAUUGGGUCUCAUAGAAUAAAAGAGCUUUUCCUUUCCCCAUGUAGCUUAAACCGUUCUUACUAGUCAGUAAAAACCGAAGGACAGCAGGCCUUUGUCACGGUUUCUUCACCAACACAACUCAAUAACGAAAUUUAAAGAAAGUGCAUUAACCACAAGCAAUAAGGUAAUAAGCCACCUGCAGAACUUUCCGCAUUAAAAUAAAAGGAAGAUAUGAAUGUUUCGCAGCUCAUCAGUACUGCUUAUGACCUUCAAGGCGGCUGUUGAUCGAUUCAUUUUGAAAAAUUUGUGUAGUAAUCAUGAGAAACCUAAAACUACGUUUACCAUACCAGGAACAGUAUGUGAAGGAGGCCUACGCAUUUAUUGUGGUUUUCACAGUUGUUGGUGCUUCUAUGCUUUUUUUUUUGUUUUUUUUGGUACGAUAAUUUUGUUUUCAUUUAUUUGUUAAUUUUUUUUGUUCAGACAUCAACGAAUGUGUUCGUGGGAUACACAAAUGCAGCUCUGAUGCGUUUUGCAACAAUACCAAAGGUUCAUACAAUUGCACAUGCAAAAAUGGAUUCACGGGAAAUGGACGAGAAUGUAAAGGUGAGCGUUGGAUUUAUUAGCGAUUAUGCAAUUAAAAGAUAAAGCUUACAUUUGCAAAUUAUCCACAAAGGGAUGGGAACUUACAUCUCGAUCUUUUCAGCAAGAAAAUGUAUAGUGAAACUGGACACGAGGAAAGAUAUAUAUGGACGAAAUCUCACUGAAAAAAGUUAUUCUUGAUCACCAAGGUGUUUUUGCACCAAGUAGAAUAAAUCUUCUGAUCACUGUUUCCUAAAAUAUUCCUUAAAUAAGAAUAUCAAGUAAAGCUGCUGACCUCUCAAGUCAUUUGUGUUUCCAUCAAUUGUUUGUUGGCUUUAUAUCUAUAGACAUCGAUGAGUGUGUCGGAGGGUUACACUCUUGCGGCUUUGAUGCCUAUUGCCACAAUACCAAAGGGUCUUACAACUGUACAUGUAAGCCUGAGUUCACUGGGAGUGGAAGAGAAUGUAAAAGUGAGCGUCAAUUUUGGAAAUAUUGAGCAGAGGAAGAGGACUUUCUUAUUUCGAACUUUCUGAUAGAAAUUGUGAAAUGCCAGUAUAUUAUCGCUACACCCACGAAAAUAAAAUACUAAAACCAAAAACUCUGCCUUCUGACUAAAAACCGAAAUAGUACAAUAUAAACAAGAAAGCAUCUUGCAAUUAUAUCUGCUAUUCUAUUCUAUAUAUGCUAUUCUUUGUUCAUUUAUUCGUCUGUCUAUUUUUUUUAAUCAUUUUUAUUAUUUAAUUUGAAGAUAUCAACGAGUGUCUUGAAACGUUACACACCUGCAGUCCUCAUGCAUUUUUCUAUAACACCAAAGGGGCAUACAAUUGUACAUGUAAACAUGGACUUACUGGAAAUGGACGAGAAUGUAAAGGUAAACGUUGGGGUCGAAAUAUAGAGGAAAAUCAGCCAGUGAAAAGUAUAAGUAAGAAUUUUGCUACAUUAACGGUAGCACUGCCCUUCUACUAGGCAUUGAGACCUUUAUAAACUAUUUGAAGAUAAACAGGUACUACAAAGCAAACAUUGCAGCGCAAAUUUAAGAAUCUUGUCACCAUUAUUAUACUAUUUAAGGCUACCAAAGGUAUAGGAUAACCACUAUUAUUAUACAUUAGACUUAUUAUAAAAUAUCUGAUGGGUUGAUAGUGACCAAUAAAUAUUUUAUAGCGUGUGCACUUGACACAAUAACCCAAUAUCCGUAACUUAUAUUGCAGCUAUCAUUUCGAGUUCAAAAUUUACUUAGUUUCUAAUUCCCUAUUCCGUAUAAUGUUUUAAAACGUUCGCAAGCUCAGAUUUUGAAAAAUCUAUGUAAUAAGAAAAUUAUUGAAUUCGGUUUUCGCAUGAAAUCACGAUAUAUUAAACCUUUUGUAUGUGUCCGCGUGAUCUCCCUCGUCCUUUGGCUUCGGAAGACAACUCAGAUCUCGCUUUUGCUAAUUCAAAAUAUCAUACUCAACCUCAUCCACAAAUUGCUUAUUAGCUUAAAAGUUUUCUUCAUCUCCUUUUUUUUCAGUUGGUAAGUGCCUUUGAAACACAUCCGUCGAUGAUUCUUAAUCGCUUGAAUGUUCUCUUCGUGUAAAAUCACAAAAUACGAGCUGGCAUCUGUUGCAGCUUAAUACUAUUAGUGUGGAAACUUGAACUAAAUGCCCAAUCAUGAGUCUUUGAUUUUUUUCGAAAUAAUCAAUUAUCUUUCAGACACAACUGGUAAUAAACUUGGUAAGCCUUCAAAUAAAGUAGAAAGUUUAAAAACUGGAUAAAAACAUUUAUUGUUUUAUUAAGAUAACAACAAUGGAUCCUCCCCUGACGCCGUUUCUUAUCAAUGAUGUAUUUGAAGAAAACAUGCAUGCUGUCAAACAAAGUAAAUGAAACUGAGAACUCUUUCCAGCUACAAAGCAGAGCUUGGAGCAUGAUAAAAUUAUUUUGUCAAUCAGUCAGAUUGCAGUCAAUAUAGUUUCCCAAUGAUGGAUUAAGAUGAAGCUAAAACAAAUUUAAAAUUUCUUCUAAUCAAAGGUAUUUUUAAAUUCGUUCCAGGAGGUUCCACGUGUGAAGAAAUUCAUGACAUGUAA